GUUCCUGCAGACUGGCGUAUUGUUUGCCUUCAGUAGUUGACGCUAUUAGUGUUUUACGAAAUCAUGAUUUAUGUCCAAGCUAAAUGUGGCAAGAAUUUAAUGAAGCAUUUAAGGGUUUGCAUAUGCGAAAGUACAAUGACUGCAAUGGAACAUAUUGCAUUGUAUGCAUCUACACAGGAUCUGUAUUGGUAGUUUAUUGUAUAGCAGUGGACCGCUCGAGGAUCGUAUUAGAAAAAUGGACUUGAAAAUUUAAAGCGAGGGAAAUGUCUUCUGCUGGGUCACUUUUUCCUGCGACUGAAGUAUCGUACGCAAACCCGCCCGAAGAGCCGUGCGUGUUAAAGUACCGCUUCCGUGAUGGGGAGGUGUACUGGCCCAGAUCGAAUCUGCCUGUCGGAUUAAUGACGAGGAGCGGUGUGUCGGUUAGCCUGGGUCCUGGAUACGGUUUUUAGCUGGUUCCCCACAUCCCACUAGGCUACAACUGAUGCUUCGGGUACCUGAAACUUUAUUGGCUGGGCUUUUGCAGUAGGGGCGUCAGCAUCGAAAAGUGUGCCGUACCCUGAUGGUAAUUUCAAAGUUGUGGUAUCCCACAAUUCUGAUACUAUUUUCUUUGAUCCACACUCAUUUUUACAAGUGUCACCAAUUGUAGUUGAAGAUCUGUCAGAUGUAGUAGGCUCUGAGGUGACAGCCAUUGCUUUUUCUCCUCUUUUGGCUACAAAAUGAUGGUUAUUAACUACAGAGACUGAGAAACCCAAAAAUUUGUCAGAUGUGGAACUACAGAGACUGGUUUUCUCUACCCGCUCGAUGUUUUAAAUCGAAAACAAUAAAAAUUCAUUUUCUACAAACACGAACCAAUUCGGAGAGGUUGACACCCGUGAACAUUAAUAACCUGCCCACAUGUCGUCUCCUCGUGUUCCCGUCAAGGAAGAACCACUGGACGCUUUCACAGCGGCCGACACGGAUCCUGUAUGCAUCAAAAUUGAACCGGAACACGAUCAAUGUGCAGCUACACUUCCAGUCCCAGAAGCGACAAAAAUUAAGGUAUUUCAUUUGGAAGGUUUGAAGAGGGAAUGGAUUGAAGACAAUGUGAAGAAAUGUGGCUGGGAUGAAGCUCAGGUGUGUGAAAAAACAGCUCCAGAGACAGAUGGGGUUAAGUUACACGUGUUUGAGAAAGCAGCUGCAGAGAAAGAUGUGGUUCACGUCAAAAGAGGGCCGUGUAAGCUGUGCAUAUCAGAGGAUCCUGUAUGUAUCAAAAUUGAACCGGAACAUGAUCAAUGUGCAGCUACACUUCCGGUCCCAGAAGCGACAAAAAUUAAGCCAUUUGAUUUGGAAGCUUUGAAGCAGGAAUGGAGCGAAGAUGAUGUGGAGGAAGAUUUCUGGGACGUGGCUCAGGUACCUGAGAAAGCAGCUGUAGAGAGGGAUGGGGUUAUGUUAAAGGUGUGUGAGAAAGCGGCUGUAGAGAAAGACGGGGUUCGUGCCGAAACACCCAAAGCAGCACAGUCAUCUGAGCAGUGCGUACAGCAGGGACUGGAGAGUGCAAACACAACAGUGGACACUGUAAGGUUUAUUGUGCAAGGCCAGGAUAGGCCUCCUCCUAUCGACAAAUGUACCUCGGUACGCACCAGAAUUGACGGGACUGCAGGCACACGAGGGAUCGGUGGCGGCCAGCAGGUACGCGAGAGGAACAAAAGGAACACGCGCGUACUGUCGGUAAAGGUAGUGUUCGCACAGAGGCGGGGUCGAGUCGAUACCCCCGAGGAGACCCGUCCCGCACCGAGCGCCGCGGUAAGUGACGGGAGGCGCGGGGAAGCGUCCGACAGCGGUCGUGGCUGUGACCCGGUCGACGGCGGUCGCGAGGUACCGUCCCGGUCGGGGGGCGACGCGGCUCCACCUGCCGGACGCGAGACGUACACGUGCGACGACGGGGAGCCCCCGAGUACGCCCGCACGGAGGCACCGGUGGACCUGCGAGACGUGCCACGCGCCCUGCCGCAGCUUCCACGAACUCAGGGUGCACUGCUGGAAACACCAGGGGAAGCAGGUCUACGGCUGCGACCACUGCACCAGGAAGUUCGCACGCCGCAACAGCCUGAAGCGCCACUCGCUCCAGCACAUGCUGCUGUGGCCCUACGAGUGCGGCGUGUGCUACAGGCGGUUCGUCAACAACACCCACCUGGCGCACCACUCGCUCGCGCACGAGGGCAGCCGUCCCUACCAGUGCGACUCCUGCGGCAGGACGUUCUCGCGGAGCAGAGACUGUAAAAUGCACUACCGCGCGUGCGUCGGCGAGCGGAUCUACUGCUGCGACGUCUGCGACAAGAAGUUUGCCAGCGAGAGCGGCCUCCGGCACCACGGGCGCCUCCACUCCUUGCGGCAGUGUUGAGACCGUCUCUCUGCACCGUCGGGAAGGCGACUGGGGGGGAUUCUGCCGACGGUGCGAAAAUGCGCCCUCGUGAACCUGCCGUGCGUGUUCGCACUGCAACAUUCCCUUUCGUAUAAUCACUGUUGUAACAAUAAGUCUGUAGUAAAGUCAAAUUGUACCGAACUAAUGAACUACUUCGACAGAAAUAAUCGAUUUUUGAAAACACGAUGCCAUCGGUUAUAUAAAAUAAUCUCGCCGAGUGGCAGCAGGCGAACACGCGUAUAAAAAGUAUUACAGUUUGCGAGCUUUAAGAGCCAGUGACUCCUUCUGCAGCAGGGUUGAAGGGGAAGCGAGAGGGGUGAAGGAAAGGGACCUGUGAGGUUUGGGAAAAGGGGCAGUGUUUGGAAAAGUUGCCCAGAAGCCCGGACCGGCGGAUUCUUGACAGGUGGGAUGAGAAGGGAAGACUCAUUGUUGGGGACUUCCAGCACUACAAAAGAUGUAGGAGCAAGCUGUCAGUUAAUAUAGGUGGUACAGACAAAUAAACGAGUGGAGUAGCUCAUAAUCUAGAAAACAGACAGCAGAGACAGACAAGAGGGUUACAUAAAGGAGGAACGGUGGCCACACGGGCUAAUAUAUCGACGGAAAUAAUCAAUUUUUGAAAAUACAGUGUAAUUGGAUAGAUGAAAUACUCAUCAAGCAGUGGCGAGAAACUAAAAUUAAAUUGAGGUCCGCCCGAACGGGCCACAAAGGCACCGAUCGGCCGCCGUGUCGUCCUCGGCCCGCAGGUGUAUUUUGAUGCAGAUACGGAGGGGCACGUGGUCAGCACACGACUCUCCCCGGCCGUACGUCAGUUUACGAGACCGGUGUCGCUAUUUCUCAGUCGAGUAGCUCCACAGUUUGUCUCCCGAGUGCCGAGUGCACUCCGCUUGCCGACAGCCCUCUGCAGACCGGACGGUGCCCCGUCCGAAUGCUAUUCCGGCCCGCCGAUCUGUCUGGAAGCGGUAUUACUAUUGCAGCGAGGCCGUCGGCUGUGGCAGGAAACACACGUAUAAAAACUAUUACAGUUUGCAAGCUUUUGGAGCCAGUGGUGAAGAAAGAGUCUUUCCUUCUCAUCCUGUUUGCCAAGUCUCCCCUGACACGGGGUUCUGGCCAACUCUUCUGAAUUCUGCCCCUUUUCCUCAACCCUCACCAGUCCUUUUCCUCGACUCCUCUUCCCCCUCAACCAGAACAAGGAGCCACUGGCUCUGAAAGCUCGCAAACUGAAAUGCCUUUUAAAUGCGUGUUCUCCUGUUGCGACUUGGCGAGUAGCUUUUUAUCUAUCCAAU
This is a messenger RNA of Schistocerca americana (American grasshopper), 3683 nucleotides long. Its product is annotated as GDNF-inducible zinc finger protein 1-like. Gene Ontology annotation, biological process: regulation of transcription by RNA polymerase II. The record is from RefSeq and is a predicted model, not a curated record. NCBI's taxonomy places the organism in Eukaryota, Metazoa, Arthropoda, Insecta, Orthoptera, Acrididae. Bases 895 to 2379 code for a protein of 494 amino acids. The transcript has 12 exons. Gene Ontology annotation, molecular function: RNA polymerase II cis-regulatory region sequence-specific DNA binding; DNA-binding transcription factor activity.